CUGUAUGUAGUGCAGCUUGACUAGAGUGACAGCUCCUGUGUUGGAUGCACACAAACAGUGUCUCAGUAGUUUCCUAUAGGUGUCCACUUCUAGAGACUAUCUGCUCAUUCCUACCACCCCAGCCAUGAAGCUAAGCGUGGCUUUGUUUUUUGCAGGACUUUUUGGAGCCGUGGCAGUCGUCUUUGUCCUUCUCUCUUUUGGAACAGAUUACUGGCUGUUGGCCUCGGAGAGCUGUGAUCCUAAGAUUGACACCACUUCAGAGCCUGGAGACAUAGUGGUGCAGAAUGUCACCAGUGGGGUCACGCUGUACCACGAGGGCUUCUUCUGGAGGUGUUCCUUUGGGGGCAACGUGCAGGAUGAUGACCUGCAAUGGAAGCUUUGGUUCACCAAUCAGCCACACUUCAAAGUAUGCAUCCACUCCUACCUCUUCCCAUUCCCGGUGUCCCAUCACACCCACAACGCCACCGCUUACGAAUCCGCCAUAAUCUACAGAGGCUUCUGGAGCAUCUUCAUGCUCAUCGGCGUGGCAGCUGUGAUUCUCGGUGGCUUCAUCAUCAUCUGUGCAGCCCCCUUUGCCAACCACUGCUUGUACAAAACGGGUGGUAGCUUCUUCCUGGCAUCGGGGUUCUUCCUGCUGUGCGUGGUGGUGAUGUUCGUGCUGUGGAUCGAAGUUCUGGACGUGGUUGAUGUCUACCGGGACUACCAGCGUACCGUCAUGUGUUCAAACUUCCACUUGACCCUCAACUAUGGUCUCUCCUUCAUGUUUGCUCCUGUUGGCAUCUUCUUCUCCCUCCUGGCUGGCCUCCUCUUCCUCCUCAUUGGCCGAACCAUCAAGAUCCAUUACCGCUAACUGAAAUCACAAGGGAAACACACACAGAGAUGUCAUCAAGCUGGGUAGCUAACGAGCUACAGUAAUGUGCAAAAGUCUUAGAGGACACCAUUAGAUGUGUUGUUUGAGCAAUGCUAUAUGUACCGUGUACUGUACUAGUAUACUAGUACUACUCUAAUUGUUGCUGUCAGGGCCGUUGACAGCUUUGCCUGGGCGUGGGACAAAAUAAUCAUUUUUUUACGCCAUUAAGGAGUGGUAAGGGGAUUCUUGACUCUAUUUUCGAAGACAAUAAAGAGCAUGUAAAUAUGGCACAUUUUCUCCCCCAAAUCAACACAUUUUCACAUUUCACAUUUUCAAAUCACACAAAAUGAUUAAUCAAUUUUUUGUGAGGGACCAGUUCUGGGCUGCCCCUCAUGCCUGGGUUUCUCGCCCCCCCCCGUCAACGGCCCUUGUCGCCAGAGUGUUUAUUUAACUAAACUGCAGAGAGGACAGAGCAUUUGUAGCUGCAGGCAAUAAAUAGUCAGAAAAAAAGGAAUUGUGCACAGUGUUUAAUUUCAACCGUAAUAAUGAUUUGGAGUGCAUGAUAAAGUGAUAAAAAAAACAAGCGCUCUGUGACCACAUGAUCAUUUAUUAGCAGCAAGGAUCAAACUGCUCAACCGGCAUUAAUAAUGCGUUUAUUGUAAACAAAAGUACAGCGAGUGUAGGACAAGAUAGUACGACCGACAUUUUUAACAAACUUUCUUUAUAAUAACACAGCAGUUGAAAUUGCCAACAAAAUGUCGUUGCCUGGCUCCCGUAUAAUAAUAAAUAAUAAAUAAUAAUGUAGAGAAUAAAUAGAUGACACUUGUACAGUAACCCAAUGCUGUGGUCUCUCUCCAUACAUUUGUAUUUUUCUCCAUGCUGCCGUAAAAAUAGUCAAGAAACAAAGAAUCUAGAGGUGGCCCAAGACUUUUGCACAGUACCGCACUCUUUUAUUGCAGUACCUGACAAAGUCAACACAAACAAUGAUCCUCAACAUAAACAUAUAAUGGCCAAGUGUCACAUUGAUUAGUGUAGCAGGGGUACAAGCUGUCGUUAACAUUCCGCAUAGUUACACAGCAGAAAAGAGAAUAUUUCAGGUAUUUUGUGUUAUUAUCUAAAAUACACAAUAUCAUAAUACAAUACAACAACAACAAUACCAGAUUUUUACAGAUUGUUACAUAAUAAUCUCAAUAUAAUAAUAGUGU
Molecule: messenger RNA, 2055 nt
Organism: Doryrhamphus excisus (bluestripe pipefish)
Lineage: Eukaryota; Metazoa; Chordata; Actinopteri; Syngnathiformes; Syngnathidae
Gene: tmem182a
Product: transmembrane protein 182a
Cellular component (GO): membrane
Source: RefSeq, a predicted model, not a curated record